CUCAUACAGAAUAUGCCAGGCUUGAUUGAUCAACUUGACAGCCUUAUUGGCGACCUUCUCGCCGGUUCCAAUGUCUACACUUACGGACUUCUCGCUGCUAUAGUGGGUUGGAUUGGCUGGACCAUCUUCGACAUUCAGGACGCCGAUACUCACCCUCUUUUGCUAGCAAGACAGGCCCAGGCUUCUUAUGUACGCAAUCAUGGGGAGUCCGCCGCUUUUAGAAGCCCCGAAACACCUCAUGGCUAUGCUCUUCGAUCCGGCCUUGGAGUGAAACCUCCUGGCGCGCCCAUGUACACAGCAGGAAGGGAUGGCGACCUCCGAGAUAUCUGGCGCCGAGUGAUCGGAGAGAUUCCGUUGGAGAGAGGUCAGUCCUCGAGCGGCACAGCAAACAUCAUCAGCGUCUUCGGCAAGGAUAUUACCGACCACAGUAUUGCCGACGUCACCAAGGAAAUAAAUGUUAUCGGGAAGCAUCUGCAGGACCAUGGGGCGAAGAGAGUUGGCCUCUAUCUUCCCAACGGUGUUGACUUCCUGGUGGCCCUGUUCGCAGGAGCGUUUUAUGGCUUCAGCCCGGUUCUCAUCCCUUACAAUCAGCCUCAUCCGACCCUCAUCGAGCUCCUCAACCGUGCCAACGUCGAUACUGUUAUUUCCAGCGCUGGGGCCCUCCCUCUUGAAGAUGUCAGGAAAGGCGUCCCUGGACUUCGGAACAUCAUCUGGACAGUUGAAAAGACGAGCAGGCAUAUGGAUUGGAAUGAGGUUCCAGAGGGCAUUGGGGGCAAGAUCGAUGUCUCGGUAUGGCAUCAACUCGUGCAGGAUCACAAGAGCGAGGCUACAAGCCUGCCCCAAGAUACCAGCAAAGCACCCAAUGUCGUCUUUCUCUGGCAAGAAGCGAUUGGAAAACCUGCCGAGAUUAUCGAGCUCACCCAGCAGAACAUAGCCGCCGGUACGGGUGCAUUGAUUAGCGCUUUGCCCGCUGCUCAUCGCUUCAACUCUUCGGACACUUUUCUUCCUGCCGACAGCUUGACCGAAUCGUAUACUCUAUGCCUGACUCUGGCCGCGCUGUACUUGCAUGCAAAUGUGGUAGUCACUUCGGUCGCAGGUCCAGGUGUUGAUCUCACUCUGGCAACCCGAUCUAUCGCACCUACCAUCGCAGUCGUGUCUGCUGCAACCGCCGCUAAGCUUCACAGCACUACUGCCACAUCCGUUACGGGGGGUCUCAAGAAACUUGCUCACUCGGCAGAAACUCGUGCACUAGCUUUGGGCCGCUUACCAACCGACAGCUUGUUCUCUCGACUUAAUGCACCUACCCGAGCUGAUAUUGGAAGCACGCCCGGCAAGCUACGACUCCUCUUCGUCGCCGAGCGAGCUGGACUCAACACACCGCCGCUCACCUCGGAAGACCUGUCCGACCUUCGUAUCUACUCAAAAGCUCGAGUCAUAUAUGCCUUGACUGCAGGUGCAGUCGCAGGGGCAGUGACGCAAACCAAUCUUUACGACUACCGCAGAGAAGCUACGCCUUCGACCAAGCACAGUCAUUUCGGUGUGCCCCUGAGCUGCCUGGAAGUCAAGCUGAAGGACACGGCCUCGCACAAAACCACGGAUGAACAAGCUGUAGGGGAGAUAUUGGUCACUGGAGCUUCUGUGGCUGGUGGAGAGGCGGCGCUUGGGGUCAAUGGCACAUUCCGCGAUGACCACACACUGGCGUAUAUUUGA
Molecule: messenger RNA, 1710 nt
Organism: Periconia digitata
Lineage: Eukaryota; Fungi; Ascomycota; Dothideomycetes; Pleosporales; Periconiaceae
Source: the annotation of a GenBank genome assembly